AUGUUACACUCAGAUUAAUUCAUUAAAUUAUCAACUGUCACUCUCUUUAAACACUCUCUUGAAGUCUAAGAUAUUGAGAAGACAAGUCAAAUUACUGAAGAGAAAUCUCAAAGCAAGCAAUAAAUUGGAUUGCUCGAAGAAAUUAAGAAUAGAUUUAGCAAUGUUAUGGGCCUUGUUCUUAUGAUUCUAAGUAUUCUACUUAUGGUAGUAAAUAUGCUAGCCUUCAAAGAAAUAAGAAGAGUAAACUAAAAUUUCAGUUAUGUCGAAUUGUUAAUGGUGAGAGGUUUAUUUCAAACAGUCAUCCAGGCAGCCCAGAUUAAAUUGUUGAAAGUACCACUUAAGAUAACCAAGCAAUAAUUCAAGCUUUGUAUAGGCAGGGCAGUUCUCUCACUAAUUUCUAUGCAAAUGUUAUGGUACAGUUUUUAGUACUUGAAUAUGGGGAUAUUUUCUUCAUUAUAAAAUUUAAAACCACUCAUUACCUUACUUCUUGCUUAUGUCAUACUUAGAGAAUCACUUAAGUUACCUGAGAUUCUAAGUAUAUUAAUAUCUUUCACAGGCGCGUUGAUGAUAGUUAUAUCUCAUAACCAGUAAGCUAAGGCCACUGAUACUUAAGAGAUUAAUUAAUAGAGUUUUUGGAUAGCUGUUAUAUUUAAUAUUGGUGCGAGCACUAUCGGAGCUCUAGCCAUGGUAGUAAUAAGAUCAUUAAAAAAUGUUCAUUAUACAAUUAUAAAUGGCUUCUACGGAGUAGCUCUCCUUGUUGUUUCUUCCAUUAUUUGGUUAAUUUUUAGGUACCCAAUUGGAAUACAUUACAAUUUUGAUACUUAUUAAACACUUUUAAUGACUAUGAUUGGGAUCUUAACCACAGCCUCAAACUAACUUAAGAUUGUUGCUUUGUCUAUAGAUAAAGCAGGAAGAAUCGCUUCACUAUAAUUUUUGGAAGUAUUUUUCUCUUACUGCUGCGAUUUUUUCAUUUACUCCAUCUAAAUUUAGUUACUAGAAAUGCUAGGAGCAGUACUAAUAGUAGCAUGCUCUAUAGCUAUGCUUAUAUUAAAAAUAAAACUUAAGUGA
Molecule: messenger RNA, 1068 nt
Organism: Stylonychia lemnae
Lineage: Eukaryota; Ciliophora; Spirotrichea; Sporadotrichida; Oxytrichidae
Source: the annotation of a GenBank genome assembly